AUGACUGUGUGUUUAUUCAUCGGAUUGUGGUUAAUCACACUCGUAGUGCCAUUGAUGCAAGCGGAAAAAAAUGUUGUUUGCUACUACGGAUCCUGGGCAAGUUACCGACACGGAAAUGGCCAGUUCACAGUUGACAAAAUAGAUCCGUUUUUGUGUACUCAUUUGAUUUACUCAUUCGUUGGUGUCAAUGCAAACGGAACGAUUCGUGUGCUGGACCCCUGGUUAGACCUGGAGGACAACUGGGGUUUGGCAACGAUGAAAAAAUUUAACAACUUGAAGAAAAUUAAUACCAAUUUGAAGACACUGGUGGCUGUCGGUGGUUGGAACGAAGGUUCGGAAACUUUUUCCGACGUGGCACAAAAUGGCAUUUUUAGAGCUCGCUUCGCAAAGGAUGCUGCAGAGUUUUGUAUUCGUCAUGAGUUUGAUGGUCUUGACGUUGACUGGGAAUAUCCCGCACAGCGGGACGGUGAUCCUACUGUAGAUCGAGAAAAUUUCGUUCACCUACUUUCAGACCUUCGGAAGGAAUUGUCCAAGCAUGGUUUGCUGCUUACGGCAGCAGUGGCAGCAGCAGAAACUUCCGCUUCUAUUUCGUACAACAUUCCAGAGAUAUCGAAAUACUUGGAUUUUAUUAAUUUGAUGACCUACGACCUUCACGGUCCGUGGGAAGCAACAACAGGACAUCAUGCACCGCUAAUUGCCGGACCCAAUGACGUCACUGUUACUCAUCGAGAGCUUAACGUCGAAAGUUGUAUCAGUUUUUGGCUACAAGCUGGUGCUCCAGCGGAGAAGUUAAACCUUGGCGUUGCAUUCUAUGGCCGUACAUUUACGCUGCGAUCGACCAAUGAAAACUACAUCGGUGCUUCUGCCAGUGGACCAGGUCAAGGUGGGCCCUAUAGCAAUGAGGCAGGGUUUUUGGGUUAUAAUGAGAUUUGCGAGAAAUUGUUGACUGAUAAAUGGCACCUUGCGUGGGAUGAUGAUCAACAAGUACCUUACGCAUAUAGCGGGAAUCAGUGGGUUGGAUUUGAUGAUGCUGAGAGCUUAUUAUUGAAGUGUGAUCUAGCAAAUCAAUACGGAUUAGCAGGGGCCAUGAUCUGGUCAAUCGAAACCGACGAUUUUAAUGGAAGGUGCGGUAACAAGUAUGAAUUGUUGAAAACCCUUCAAAGUGGUUUGGAUGAUGGUCAAACAACAACCAGUGUUUCUUCUACUAGUGAAACGACUCCAAGCAAAGAAACCACAAUUGUUAGUAGCAGUACUGUAAGCUCGGUGACUACUGACAGCACGUCUACUACAACCGUAAAGUCUACUACAGCUGGUUUGGAAUUCAUCUGUUCUGAAACUGGAUUUUUCCGAGAUCCUGUGGAUUGUGCCAAAUUCUAUUACUGCGACGGGUCUGUACGUUAUGAUUUCCAGUGCCCUUCUGGGCUUUGCUUUGACACCACAAUAUUGGCCUGCAAUUGGGCUAAAGACGUUCAGUAUAGAAUAAAAAGCAACGAUUAG
Molecule: messenger RNA, 1497 nt
Organism: Sabethes cyaneus
Lineage: Eukaryota; Metazoa; Arthropoda; Insecta; Diptera; Culicidae
Product: chitinase-3-like protein 1
Exons: 4
Coding region: 1-1497 (498 amino acids)
Biological process (GO): chitin catabolic process; carbohydrate metabolic process
Cellular component (GO): extracellular region
Molecular function (GO): chitin binding; chitinase activity
Source: RefSeq, a predicted model, not a curated record